AUGGCAACUAUUAGCCACGAUACGGCUAUACCCAGAGCUCAAGUGAUGGGUCGUUUGUGGCCGGCUUCUUUUGAUGCAUCAAGAUGGUCUGUGGAUAUUCUCCAGCUCGUGGGAAUUGCAGCAGCAAUUGGUGCUGGAACAGCAAGGCCAUUAAUGCCCCUGAUUUUUGGAGGGUUAGCAAACAAAUUCAACAAUUUCCAAGAUGCUUCUGCUCUGAAAGAAACUGUUGAUUCUGAAGUUUUGUACUUGUUGUACCUUUUUAUUGGUCAAUGGUUUCUUACCUGCGUUUAUGGUAUUUUACUAUCAAUAUCUGCAAUGAAUCGUUCCAGGAGACUGAGAGCAUCGUAUCUGAAGUCAGCUAUCCAUCAAGAUACGGGACUAGUAAGCCAAGGAAAAGUUGCCGACAAUUUUGCUACGAGUAUCAAUAGUAUUGAGGAUGCAUUGGCUGAGAAGCUUGGGGUUGUCAUGCAAGCAGGUUCAACUGUCAUUGUUUCCCUGAUCAUUGCCUUUGUACACAGUUGGCAGCUCACUUUGGUCCUUUUUUCUACAAUUGUGCUUCUGUUCAUUAGUAACUUUGGUACCGCUGCUCUGGAUACACGUUUCGAGCAGAAAAUACAGCAAAUUGAGGAAAGCGCUGCGAAUUUGGCGGAAGAAGUGUUCAACGGCAUACGUAUGGUAAUGGCUUGUGUUGCGGAAUCGAAGCUUGUUGAUGAUUACACCGCAAUUCUCGAAGCUGCCAGGAUAAAAAGAAUGCAGAAGAGUCCCAUACUUGCAGUGCAGUUCUCGAUGAGCUACUUUGCUCUACUCUCUUCUUAUGCUCUCGCAUUUUGGUAUGGAACGAUUUUGUUAAAUCAGGGGAAAAUAUCAAGCGGUGGAACAAUUGUCAUCGUGAUUCUUUCUAUCAAUCAAGGGACAAAUGGUAUGAGAAAGAUUUUGCCGAUCUAUGGAAUCCUCUCCAAGGCGAGAGCAGCCUCAAUAAACCUGAAUAAAGUGAUCAGCAGCACGCCAACAAUUAACUCCCUUAACAGUGGCGAUGCCGGUAAGAUGACAGCUCUAGUUGGCACCAGUGGCUCUGGAAAAAGCACAAUUGUUGGUUUAAUUGAGCGAUGGUAUGAGCCAACACGAGGCACCGUCUCGAUUGAUGGAUUUGCUAUUAAUGAACUGAAUGUGAAAUCAUUGCGAAGCAAAAUUGGACUUGUGCAGCAGGAAGUUACGCUUUUUAAUGAUAGUAUAUUCUACAAUGUUGCUUGCGGACUUUAUGGCACGUCCUUCGAAAAUUCAUCUGACAAGGACAAGAGAGACUUGGUAGUCAAGAGCUGCAUGGAUGUCGGAGCGCAUGCCUUCAUUGAAAGCUUACCCGAUGGGUAUGAUACUAAGGUGGGAGACAAAGGAAAUCUCCUCAGUGGUGGCCAAAAACAACGCAUCAGUAUAGCUCGAGCUAUAAUAUCGUCUCCGGAAAUUUUGAUCUUCGACGAGGCAACGUCGGGCUUGGACAUAGAAUCGGAGCGGAUCGUAGAGGCAGCGAUAAAAAAGGUUUCAAUAGGUAUGACGAGUAUUGUCAUAACACACAAGCUAUCCCUUGUUCAAAAAGCGGACCAGAUCGUCUUGUUAAAAAAUGGAAGGGUGCUUGAAAGCGGCACACAUCAAUCUUUACUGGCAAUGAACGGUAAAUAUGCCCAACUUGAUGAGGCGCAAAGGCUCGACGAGGCAAUUCAAUACACCGAUCAGCCAGGCGAAAAAUCUGAAAUUCAAGAAGACAAAAAAAUCGAUGCCACCAAGUUGCAACUUGAUGAGACGGCGCAGCCGAUGAAAACUUUUGACGGCAUGUCUACCCCUAUGACGCUGGAUCCACCAAGGUCUUCAUUAUUCCGAUCUUUAUGGAUAAGUCUACUGGACCAUCGAGUACUCAUGCGACUUUUUGUAGCGGUGGUACCUACAUGUGUGAUUGCAGGCGGCGUAUACCCAGCCCAAGCAAUUCUUUUUGGACAUAGUGUUUCCAGGCUGGGAAAUUUCGACUCCAACAUUCAGAAGACGGAAAACUUUUGGUCUCUCAUGUGGUUUGUGGUUGCUAUCGGAGUCAUUAUUGCCUUUUUCUUAAUGGGUACCAUUUCUUCAAUAAUGGGAACUACCACGAAGUUCUAUUACCAAACUGAGUAUUUCAAAUCCAUGAUACGGCAGGAUCAUCUUUUCUUUGACAAGGAACAAAAUUCGAAAGGAACUCUUGUAGCAUCUCUUUCAUUGCAUACGAGCCACAUUCAGAUAUUGUUUACAGUUCUGGGGUCUCUUUUAGUCGCUUUGGCUAAUCUAACAUCGUGCAGCAUUUUAGCACUAGUAGUUUCAUGGCGACUGGCACUAGUGGGGUUGUUUGGCAGUGUGCCUGUUAUUCUUUUGGCCGGUUACCUUCGAGUUCGCUCAGCCUCUGCAAAAAGUAAAACACUCUCUGGGCCUCUACUUAACAGUGCACAAUAUGCGUCAGAAGUCAUCGGAGCAGUACGAACAGUGGCAGCUUUGACUAUGGAGGACGAAGUUUGUCUCCAACUAGACAAGAGAAUGCGAGAAUCUCUUCCGGUCUUCUAUAAGAAUAUUCUAGUAACAAUGCCGCUGUUUGCAUUUUCGGAGAGUGGAGCUUUUCUUGGUAUGGCUCUGAUAUUCUGGUACGGAGGUAACCUACUAGCCAAUGGCAAGCUGGAAACUGUUGAACUAUGGAUCGUUUUCUUGGCGAUAUUGUCCGGCGGAGAAGGUGCAGCUGAAUUUUUCGCAAGUUCGAGUAGUAUAUCGCAAGCAGGCCAUUCCAUUAACAAAAUUCUCGGCUUAAGAUCAAGAGCAGCUUCCAUAACUGACGGAACCACAUCUCAGCAACGCAAUUAUGAUGACGAGAAAGUCAGAAACACUCCAGUGUCUAUCAAGUUUCAGGGCGUCGAAUUUAGCUAUCCAGCUUCUUCACAACAUGCAGUUCUGAAAGAGAUUGAUUUUAUGAUUGAACCAGGCCAAAAUCUAGCGAUUGUUGGCCCCUCGGGCUCUGGAAAGUCUACCAUCAUUGCCUUACUAGAGAAGUUUUACACAAUCACUAAUGGAUCCAUUUUCAUCAAUUCAUCUUCCUUGAAUGAAAUUGAUACCCAGUAUCAUCGCAGUCAAACGGGUCUAGUCUCUCAAAACACCACCUUGUUUGAAGGUACUCUUCGAGAAAACAUUCUUCUUGGUGUUCGCGAUUUGUCUUCGAUUGAUGAACGCCUCGAAAAUGCUGCAAAGGAUGCAAACAUACACGACUUCAUCAUUUCUCUACCAGAAGGUUACAACACACAAUGUGGAGAGAAAGGUUUCGGUUUCAGCGGAGGUCAGAGGCAACGAAUAGCACUUGCUCGAGCUCUUGUACGUCAACCCAGAAUUUUGUUGUUAGAUGAAGCGACCAGUGCGCUUGACUCUUUGAGCGAGAAGGAAGUACUCGAUGCUUUGAAUCGAAUCUCAGGUCAGACUACCACGAUUACAGUGGCACAUAGACUUGCGACCAUUAGAAACGCGGAUUGUAUUUUAGUACUCGUGAAGGGAAGAAUUGUUGAGAGAGGCACACACCUAGAAUUAAUGGAGUUAAGAGGGACUUAUUGGGCGAUGAAUCAGGCACAAGCUUUGGAUAAGGAUUUGUAAAUUUCAAAAUACUGUUCUGUCUUUUUCUAGAUUACUUAUUCUAUUAAUUUCGA
This is a messenger RNA of Botrytis sinoallii, 3695 nucleotides long. RefSeq lists its product as uncharacterized. The transcript has 6 exons. Gene Ontology annotation, biological process: transmembrane transport. NCBI's taxonomy places the organism in Eukaryota, Fungi, Ascomycota, Leotiomycetes, Helotiales, Sclerotiniaceae. The record is from RefSeq and is a predicted model, not a curated record. Bases 1 to 3642 code for a protein of 1213 amino acids. Gene Ontology annotation, cellular component: membrane. Gene Ontology annotation, molecular function: ATP binding; ABC-type transporter activity; ATP hydrolysis activity.